Botrytis fragariae is the source of this 1029-nucleotide messenger RNA. Its product is annotated as putative mfs multidrug transporter protein. Lineage: Eukaryota; Fungi; Ascomycota; Leotiomycetes; Helotiales; Sclerotiniaceae. Bases 1 to 1029 code for a protein of 342 amino acids. Gene Ontology annotation, molecular function: transmembrane transporter activity. Gene Ontology annotation, biological process: transmembrane transport. The transcript has 2 exons. The record is from RefSeq and is a predicted model, not a curated record.
AUGACCGAUCCCGACAUCGUAGACUUCGAUGGCCCGAAUAAUCCCGCAAAUCCACUAAACUGGAGUCCUCGUUACAAAUGGACCAUGGUUGCAAUUCUUUCCAUGAUGAACCUAAUGGUCAAUCUAGGGACCAUUAUCGUGGCACCUGCGGCACCGCAAAUCCUAGCAGACUUUCAUGAAAGCAGCGGUCUAUACUCUACCAUCUUAGUUUCCAUCUGGGAGCUAGGCGAAAUUCUCGCGCCUCUGAUAAUCGUGCCUCUCGCGGAGCUUUAUGGGAAGCUGAUUAUAUACGAUAUAGCCAACGUCCUCUUCAUAAUCCUCUCGAUUGGAGGAGCGACCAGUACUAAUAUCGACAUGCUCAUUGCGUUCCGAUGUUUAAGUGGUUUGAUGGUUGCGUCUACAACGCUCAAUGAUGGCACUACGAGCGACAUGUUUCCUCCAGAGCAGCGUGGAGGUGCUAUACCACUUAUCAGUCUUUGUCCACUACUGGGUAUCAUCGCUGGACCAAUCAUCGGAGGAUAUCUCACAGCGGCAGCGGGAUGGCGCUGGACAUUUUGGAUCAUCACGAUUGCAACCGGCGUUGUGCAAAUAGGAUUUUUGUUCCUGAGAGAAACAUACAAAGUAACGAUUCUCCAGAAGAAGACGAACCGAUUAAGAAAGGAAACAGGAAACAUGGCACUCCGAUCUAAAUACGCGAGUGAUCUUUCUGGAAGCGAGGUCUUUCGAACGGCAGCUUUAAGACCUGUAAAAAUGCUUCUCUUCUCUCCCAUAAUUCUGAUUAUGUCUCUGUAUUCGGCUGUUAUCUAUGGAUGGCUAUAUCUAGUAAUGGCAACUCUAACCGAAGUAUUCGAGUCCCAGUUUCAAGUAUCACAAGGAUCCGUCGGGCUCAUCUUCAUCGGUAUAGGAAUCGACAAGCUAACUGCCGUCAUCAGCUACCACCCUCCUCUUCGACAAAUAAUCCACCCAGGCCGCAGGCGGGAGAGACCAAACCCGAACACAGACUCCCUGUUGUGGUACUCGGUGGUAUAA